Messenger RNA from Acanthocheilonema viteae, 378 nucleotides. NCBI's taxonomy places the organism in Eukaryota, Metazoa, Nematoda, Chromadorea, Rhabditida, Onchocercidae. The record is from the annotation of a GenBank genome assembly.
AUGAAUGAGAUACGGCCUUUGUACUUGUAUCUGAACAGCAGAAAUCAUUCACAGCGUCUUGUUGGAUUCAGCAAAAUAUCGACGAAAGAAAUGGAAAAAUUUGGAAACACGACGCCUGAUAAAUCGAGAUGCAAAUCUCCAGAACCGCCUCCGCACCAACCAACUUUCACGUCAGCGCCGUAUUGUUCUCGUCAAUGUGCGUGUGAGAAACGAAAAAAGCAAAACGAAGUACAUGCUAGAAUCAUGAAUUGGCUGAUCAACCGAAAAAAAGGAGAUGAAGAAAAUAAAGAUUCCGGAAUUUUUUCAUCGGAUGAUGAAUCGGACAAAGAAAACCGACCUCAAAUAAGCUUUGCAAACUGCACUGCAGCUCGGGAAUGA